Messenger RNA from Dama dama (fallow deer), 2021 nucleotides. It is a transcript of the gene HEMK1, whose product is annotated as HemK methyltransferase family member 1. Gene Ontology annotation, molecular function: N-methyltransferase activity; DNA binding; protein methyltransferase activity. NCBI's taxonomy places the organism in Eukaryota, Metazoa, Chordata, Mammalia, Artiodactyla, Cervidae. The coding region runs from base 652 to 1710 and encodes 352 amino acids. Gene Ontology annotation, cellular component: mitochondrion. The transcript is spliced from 11 exons. The record is from RefSeq and is a predicted model, not a curated record. Gene Ontology annotation, biological process: protein methylation.
CAGGGUGGCGGGAGAGUGGAGUAGCCUAUUAGAAAGGUAUGAGGAACACCCUCGAGACCUCGAGUUCUUCAGAGUUCUGGUAGCCUUCCUCAGAAAGUCUGUGGCCCCGUUGUACAGAUGGAGAAACAGGCUUGGUUAGAGGCAGUCUUGCCGAGAGGAAGAAGCUGCUCCCGACUUCAGGCCUCGGCUACUCCUUGGCCAGCGCUCUGGUAGUAAGAGCUGCCUCCGGAGUCCGAAGGUUUUGUGUCUUGCCUGGAACAGUUACUAGCUGAGUGACUUUGGGCAGGUUGCUUCCCGUCUCGGAGUCUUGUUUUCCUUCCUGCUUGUCUCUGAAGAGCGGCACCGAACAGUUGUUUAAUAAAGGCUAGUUUGAAGCAGGUCCUUGUAAGAGGAAAAGGAGACCACUGAUUUGAAAUCCUCAGCUAAAUGUGUUUGUGAUAAUUUUAAUGUAAAGUUAACAAAAAUUGUCAUCUAAAAGGCAGCCGCGUCUGAAGACCAGCCAUGCUGAAGACCCAGAGCCUGUGACCGCUCCAUCUCCUUCUAGCUUGAGGCCAGUCACCAUCCUCAGCAGUGACAUCACAAGAAAGACCUGGGCACCUCGGGGAAGUACUCAAGGGAUCCUUUCCCUGAGACGUGGAGCAUUGGGGCAGAAUGCUGAGGGCCCUCCUCUUUGGCCCGGGGUGGAGGAGAGGCAUUUGGGGCUGCUCCUUCAGCUCAUGGCAACCCCAUCAGCCUCCGGCUGGGUUGUUGAGUGCCACCGAAGUGGUCAGCCACUGGGCAGCAGUCUUUGAGGAAAAGGGCAUCCCUGAGGCCCGGGAAUCCAGUGAGUACAUCGUGGCUCAUGUCCUUGGAGCCAAAACAUUUCAGAGCCUGAGGCCAGGACUUUGGACCCAGCCCCUGACCCCUUGGCAGCUACAGUGUAUCCAGGAGCUGAGUAGCUACCGUUUGCAAAGGAUGCCUGUGCAGUACAUCCUUGGUGAAUGGGACUUUCAGGGUCUCAAUCUGAAGAUGGCGCCCCCAGUUUUCAUCCCUAGGCCAGAAACGGAGGAGCUGGUUGAAUGGGUGCUGGAGGAGGUGACCCAAGGACCCCACGUGGUGGGAGCUGAAGGCGGCCCCCUCAUCUUGGAGGUGGGCUGUGGAUCAGGAGCCAUCUCCCUCAGCCUGCUGAGCAGGCUUCCCCAGAGCCGAGUCACUGCUGUGGAUAAGGGAGAAGCCGCCGUCUGCCUAACCCGUGAGAAUGCUCAGAGGCUUCGGUUGCAGGACAGGAUUCAGAUCGUCCCCUUCGAUGUGACCUUAGUGGAGAGCUGGGCACACCUUCUACCCUGGGGUCCUGUGGACCUGGUCGUCAGCAACCCUCCCUACGUCUUCCACCGGGACAUGGAGAAGCUGGCUCCUGAGAUCCUCAGAUAUGAAGACCCAGUAGCCCUUGAUGGUGGUGAGGAGGGCAUGGACAUCAUUACCCACAUCCUGGCCCUGGCUCCUCGGCUCCUGAAGGACUCUGGAAACGUCUUCUUGGAAGUGGACCCACAACACCCAGAGCUCGUUGGCAGCUGGCUUCAGAGCCAGCCUGACCUGUCCCUUCAUCUCGUGGCUGUGCGCAGGGACUUCUGUGGGAGGCCACGGUUCCUACAUAUCAAGAGGUCUGGGCCACAGCGUGGUUCCCCUGUGGAUGCCUGGCCAGGGCGCCAACCUGCCAGAGUGCCUGGCUGACAUUUCUACCAGGAAUGCUACUUGGAGGGAGGUAGAUGGUGCUGUCCAGAACCCCAGGUGCUUGUGGCAUUUCCCAUGGCUCUGUGAUUCUCCAUGCUCCGUGAUUUAGGGAAUAGGAGCAAGGGUGGGGUGUCCUUCCUGGGGCAGCAAAAGGCAAGGGCGCCCACAGUGCAGCUCAAGAGCUGAGCGGACCUAGGUUCCCAGUCUGGCCCCAUCGUGUCAUUGUGGCCAAGGCAGGUUGCUGUGUCUUUAGGGGAAUUGCUCUGGGGAUGUUGGAAGAUACAGCUAAUAAAGUGGCAAGAGACCAGCAA